This is a messenger RNA of Danaus plexippus (monarch butterfly), 1543 nucleotides long. Its product is annotated as hydroxylysine kinase. Bases 160 to 1275 code for a protein of 371 amino acids. Lineage: Eukaryota; Metazoa; Arthropoda; Insecta; Lepidoptera; Nymphalidae. The record is from RefSeq and is a predicted model, not a curated record. Gene Ontology annotation, molecular function: amino acid kinase activity. The transcript is spliced from 7 exons.
GAGUGUUAUUUAAGGACGUCCAUUGAUAGCAGCGAUCUGUUAUCACGUUAUCAGUGACGUCACGGCUCAUCUCAACCAUCACUACACAACUACAGCUCCUACAAACACCACGCGCACGGAAUAUAUCGCUUCAAAGUUGAUAUUCGUUUGAAGGUAACGAUGGCGGAGCAGAAGUCUCUGAUCCUGGAGCCGGGGAAGGUGAUCAGACCGAUCAUAGACCACGACGGAGUCAGACUCCUCGCCGAGAGGCUGUACGGGAUAUCGGUGUUAGAGCUGGAGGAACUCAACGGAUACGACGACAAGAAUUAUAAAAUUAUAGAGGACCCCAACGUCAAGAACCCGCUGAUCACGAACCACAGCCCGCACGGGUACGUUCUGAAGAUUAUGAACUCUGUAGACUCACAGAACCUUGAUGUUGUUGAAGCACAAAACGAGAUCAUGAAUUUCCUGGGCACCCGGUCCGUGUGUUGUCCGAAGCCCGUGCGUAACGUGUUCGGUCACCUGUACUCGUCCGAGCGUGUCGGUGACUCUCAGCACGUGGUUCGUCUCUUGGAGUACGUACCCGGAGUGUUGCUGAAGGACGCUCCUCACAGCGACCAGCUCUGGUACCAACUAGGAGAGUUCGCAGCCAACCUCGUCAACAAACUAGAGCACUUCAAUCACUCGGGCGUGGUUUCCCGCCAGCACAUCUGGAUGUUGAGUAACGUUCCGCAGCUGGAGAAGUUCAAAUACGUCAUCAAGGACUCCGAGCGCCUGGACCUGGUCGAGGAGGUAAUUGAAGAGUUCAAGUACGCGGUCAUCCCUCAGAUGGAGGAACUUGAGAAGGGAGUCAUACAUGGAGACAUCAACGAGAUGAACGUACUCGUUGGUCUUAAAGAGGGCAGUAAGUCCGACUACCGCGUCACCGGUAUCCUGGACUUCGGCGACAUCCAACACUCGUGCGUGGUGUUCGAGUUGGCCGUGGCCAUGACGUACGCGAUGCUGGUGUCGGGUGAGCGAGCCGGGGGGGUGGUGCUCGCCGGCUGGAGCGUCACCAGGCGUCUGCCGGACCACGAGUACAGGCUACUGAAGACGUUGAUAUCAGCUCGCCUGGUCCAGAGCCUCAUCCUGGGAGCGUACACCCGGGAACAGGACCCUGACAACAAGUACGUGUCCUCCACUGAGAAGGCCAACGGAUGGGAACUGCUCAAGAAGAUCAGGAAGUCGAAGCCGGACCCUGACAACGACUGCACCAACUGGAAAGCCAUCGCCAACGACUUCCUCACGAGAAGUUAGGCUCGCCGCGUCGCUUAGUAGAGCAGUGCACGCUUCCUGUGUCACAGCUACGGCUGUCUUCAGUCAGCGUCGUUGUUUAGUUAAAUCAAACUUAUAUAUUUAUAUUACUUCGCUUACAAUAUAUUCUAGUAUUUAAAGUGUUGUUGUUGUAUUUUAAUGUAUAUUAUUAUUUGUCUAUAAAAUGUUUAUUUUUAUCUUUUAGUUAUUUUUGAAUCGACAAAUGUAUUUAUAUAAUUUAGUUGUAAAAUAAAUGAUUGUCGGAGCAACG